GAGAGCAACAAGAACUUUCCAAAAUGGGGCUUGAAAGUACGAUGGUCUGUGUGGACAACAGUGAGUACAUGAGGAACGGAGACUUCCUACCGACCAGGCUACAGGCUCAGCAAGAUGCUGUCAACAUCGUGUGUCACUCUAAAACAAGAAGCAACCCAGAAAACAACGUGGGCCUCAUCACGAUGGCAAAUAACUGUGAGGUCCUGACUACGCUGACACCAGACACCGGCCGCAUCCUGUCCAAACUCCACGCCGUUCAGCCCAGAGGGAAGAUAUGCUUCUGCACAGGCAUCAGAGUGGCUCAUCUGGCUCUAAAGCACAGACAGGGCAAAAACCAUAAGAUGAGGAUCAUUGCUUUUGUUGGGAGUCCUGUAGAGGAUAACGAGAAAGAUCUUGUCAAGUUGGCAAAGCGCUUGAAAAAAGAGAAAGUGAAUGUGGAUAUCAUCAACUUUGGAGAGGAGGAAGCAAACACAGAAAAGCUGACUGCAUUUAUAAAUACUCUAAAUGGGAAGGAGGGAACGGGCUCCCACCUGGUCACAGUCCCUCCGGGGCCCAGUCUUGCCGACGCCCUGCUGUCCUCCCCCAUUCUGGCCGGCGAGGGAGGCUCCAUGAUGGGUCUCGGAGCCAGUGACUUUGAGUUUGGCGUGGACCCCAGUGCAGAUCCAGAGCUGGCCCUGGCCCUGCGUGUGUCGAUGGAGGAGCAGCGACAGAGGCAGGAGGAGGAGGCCCGCAGAGCCGCCGCCGCCUCUGCUGCCGAAGCCGGCAUGCCGACACCCAGCGCAGACGAAUCGGAGGAGGCCUUACUGAAGAUGUCGGUUUCUCAGCCCGAGAGCGGCGCAGCGGUGCUUCCAGACUUCAGCAGCAUGACGGAGGAGGAGCAGAUAGCCUACGCUAUGCAGAUGUCUCUUGCUGGAGGAGAGUACGGUGAAAUGGAUACAGGAGCCCCCAUGGACACAGCAGAAUCAGCCAAGGAGGAAGACGAUUACGAUGUGAUGCAGGACCCGGAGUUCCUGCAGAGCGUGUUGGAGAACCUGCCCGGCGUCGACCCCAACAACGAGGCCAUCCGCAACGCCAUGGGCUCCCUGGCCUCCCAGACAGGAAACAAGCCAGAUGGCAAAAAAGAUGAAGAGAAGAAGAAAUGAGUUGGGAAAACAGGAGGAAAACUCGAACUAUUUCCAACUACUACAGGAUUUAUUAAACAUAUUAAAGACUGCUGAUGCAAAUCCCUGCAUGUCAGCAAUCUCACAUUUAUUACCACCCUUUUGUCAUAAUUACUCGGAGGCAUCAACAUUAAAUAAAAUGUAAAAAGAAAAAAAAAACCCUGAUGUGAUGUCUUUGGUUUAUGAUUUCCCCAGGAACGUUGACACCAUGUUAAAAAUGUAAUGUGGGCCUGUGCUCUAAACCCUGCAUUUCUCUACAUGGAUCCUGACAGAACAGACGGAUUUCUGGUGACAGACUUUUAAAUGAACACUUACCAACACUUCUGUCACGUCUUUGUGUUUUUUUGCAAUAAAAGAGAUGUGUAAAUAUC
Salarias fasciatus (jewelled blenny) is the source of this 1531-nucleotide messenger RNA. RefSeq names its product proteasome 26S subunit ubiquitin receptor, non-ATPase 4a (gene psmd4a). Gene Ontology annotation, cellular component: cytosol; nucleus; proteasome regulatory particle, base subcomplex. Gene Ontology annotation, molecular function: polyubiquitin modification-dependent protein binding. The record is from RefSeq and is a predicted model, not a curated record. Bases 24 to 1142 code for a protein of 372 amino acids. The transcript is spliced from 10 exons. NCBI's taxonomy places the organism in Eukaryota, Metazoa, Chordata, Actinopteri, Blenniiformes, Blenniidae. Gene Ontology annotation, biological process: proteasome-mediated ubiquitin-dependent protein catabolic process.